GGUUCGUCUCACUGAAAUCUUGCUGCUCUCUCGACGCCGCCUUUAAUGGCCGGGCUCUCCCGCUUUAUGAAAGUGGCGACAGCCUCCGCCUCAGUUGAGAUUACGCGAUUCUUAGGCCUUAUUCGUCCUCGAUCCUAUGGAUCAGCGGCCGCAGUUCAGCUUCACGACGACUACGAUUACGACGAUCGCCACAAUGAAUUCAAUCUCCCCACGGAGGAGGAUUCUCAAGGUUCUGUGCCGAGGAGGGGAAUUCAGUGGGUGAUCAUGGGAAAUCCACUCGCUAAGAAACAUGUAUAUGUUGAGAGACUCUCUAAGCUUCUACAUGUCCCUCACAUUUCAAUGGGAACCCUAGUUCGUCAGGAACUCCAUCCCAGCUCCUCUAUCUACAAGCAGAUUGCAAAUGCUGUGAACCAAGGAAAGCUUGUCCCAGAAGAUAUAAUAUUUGGUUUGCUCUCCAAGAGGUUACAGGAAGGUCACUAUAGGGGUGAAAAUGGCUUUAUUUUGGAUGGAAUUCCAAGAAAUAGAGUUCAAGCUGAGAUUCUUGACGAGAUUGUAGAUAUUGAUCUGGUAGUGAAUUUCAAAUGCAGAGAGGAGUUUUUGAAUCUUGGGACAAGUGGAAUAUACACUCCAAGUCAAGAUUUUAUGUACCCAGGUAAGUUUAAUCUAAAUAUGGGUUUGAAAGAAAGUUCAAGUUGUGAUGACACAAGGAAGGAGAAGUUCCGUGCUUAUGCAGAGCAGAGCAAGCCUUUAGAAGAUUACUACAGGCAACAGAAGAAGCUUCUUGACUUUCAAGUGAAUGGUGGACAUGGAGAAACAUGGCAAGGGCUCUUGGCUGCAUUACAACUUCAGCAUGUGAUGACAGCCGCCGCCGCCACGACGUCUUCUCCAAAGCUGAGUGUAUGAACCAGCACAAGCUGCUCUGCCGAUUUGACUUCAAAUCUGCUUCAAUAUUAUCAACACUAUAGUAAUAUAUAGUAGUAGUAAAUACAAAAGAAAUAUAGGGAAUAUUGUAGCCUAGAUAGCUGGACUCUUAGAUCACUUGUUUUCCAGCUUUGAGUUUUGAUUCAACAUUCUAAUUUUCUUUGUACUGUUUGCCAAGUGUAAUUCACUUUGGUGCUGCCUCGUUAUAAUGUAGUAGUAAAAGAGGCCAAAACAACUUGUAGAAGU
Impatiens glandulifera is the source of this 1167-nucleotide messenger RNA. RefSeq names its product probable adenylate kinase 7, mitochondrial. Bases 46 to 903 code for a protein of 285 amino acids. Gene Ontology annotation, molecular function: ATP binding; AMP kinase activity. The record is from RefSeq and is a predicted model, not a curated record. The transcript is spliced from 4 exons. Gene Ontology annotation, cellular component: cytoplasm; mitochondrion. NCBI's taxonomy places the organism in Eukaryota, Viridiplantae, Streptophyta, Magnoliopsida, Ericales, Balsaminaceae. Gene Ontology annotation, biological process: nucleobase-containing compound metabolic process.